Pollicipes pollicipes is the source of this 2381-nucleotide messenger RNA. Its product is annotated as transmembrane protein 62. Gene Ontology annotation, molecular function: hydrolase activity. The transcript has 14 exons. Lineage: Eukaryota; Metazoa; Arthropoda; Thecostraca; Pollicipedomorpha; Pollicipedidae. Bases 14 to 2032 code for a protein of 672 amino acids. The record is from RefSeq and is a predicted model, not a curated record.
GUUGGAUGUACGGAUGGUGUCCCCAAGGCUUCUGAUGUACGUACUCUUCUGCGGGAUAUUUGCCUCCCUCUUCUUAAGCAAGAUUGCGACGUUGAUCGAAACCAGCCCGGAGGUGUCCGGAUCAUUGCCGGACAGAAUAUCACCGUUGUCAAGCCUGACAGUACAAGAGCGCUUAGCGGGAUGGGAUAAGCCGGAUCUUGAAGAUGCAUUAGACAACACAGAAGAUGAUUUGAUGUGGUUCAUGCAGAUAUCUGAUCUUCACAUCAGUAUCUUCCAAGAUCCAAAGAGAAUCGAACAGCUCAGGCUAUUUGUAAAUGAGUCCGUUCCAGUCAUAGAACCAGAACUGGUUUUAGCUUCAGGAGACUUGACAGAUGCCAAAAACAGUAACAGCAUUGGGUCAGCACAAUACGAAGAGGAAUGGAAGAUUUAUAAAGACAUCCUUGUUGGUGGAAACGUCUUCAACAACUCAUUCUGGUUGGACCUCCGCGGAAACCAUGACCUGUUCGACGUGCCGAGCGUGGACAGUCGACGCAACUGGUUCCGCGAGUACGGCGUGCAGGGCUCCGCCCACCCGCGUUCCUACCUGUAUACGGCGCGCCGCGGCCGGCGCCGGUACGCGUUCGUGGCGAUGGACGCCACGCUCGACCCCGGACCGCGGCGGCCCUUCAACUUCUUCGGCGUGGUGCGGCCGAGCGAGCUGGCGGCGCUGCGCGAGUACGCUCGCGUGGCGCGGCAGGCCGACCACGCCAUCUGGUUCGGCCACUACCCGACCUCGGUGCUGGUGCCCUCGGCGGAGGUGCGUCAGCUGAUGACGGGCGCUCUGGCCUACCUCUGUGGGCACCUGCACACGAUGGCCGGCCUGGUGCCGCAUAUGUACACCCGGCAGCGCGUCGGCACGCUGGAGCUCGAGCUCGGCGACUGGAAGGAUAACAGGAGGUACCGCCUGCUGGCCAUAGACCGCGGCCUGCUGUCGUUCACGGACGUGGACAGCGGUGACCAGUGGCCGCUCGUGCUGGUGACCAGUCCCAAGCGCGCCCAGCUGACCAUGGCCCGCAACGAGCCGCUCUGGACGAUGCGCGAGUCUCCGCACAUUCGUGUGCUGGCCUUCUCCGUACACGCGGUGUCGUCGGUGCGUGUUCAGCCAAGUGACGGGGACGCCUGGGUGCCGUGCACAAGGGCCAAAGGUCCUCUGUUUACCUGUGACUGGCAGCCGGCGAAGUACGCUCACGGCCUGCACACAAUGCAGGUGCUGGUGGAGGACUCUGGCGGGCUCAGUCGCCGGAUUUCCCACACGUUCUCACUGGACGGCAGCGAGGUCAAGUUCCCUUUGGUGGCCCGGCUGAUUCUGAUGCUAGACGGCUCGGCGACGAGUCAGCUGCUGUUCGCGGCGGCGCUGCUGGUAUGCGCGCUGCCGCCAGGUGCGCUCCGUCUGCUGCACGCGCAGGUGACAGCCGGGCGCCGCCAGCUGCCGCGGCUGGGCUGGCGGCCGCUGCGCCGCUGGCUCCGGCGGCUCACUCUGUUCGCCAGCGUGGACCGUCUCUACUGGCCGCACGUGGGCAUGCUGCUCUACCUGCCCGUCGGUCCGUGGCUGGCCGGCGAGCUCAUCACCGGCCAGAUGGGCGUAGUGUUCGCUUGGGGCUCGCUGGUGGGCGGCGCCUUCCUGCCUGGCCUGCUGCAGUACGUGUACGGCAUGGUGCAGCUGCUGCUGUUCCACCUGCCGCUGAUGCUGGCUACCGGCUGCCUGCUGGACUGCAGGCUGGACAGCUUCUGGCGGCCGGAGCGGCUCUCGCGGCGGCGUCUGUGGACCGCGCACGCCGCUCUCCUUAUCAUCUGCCUCAUUCAGCUGGCAAACGUGUACCUCUUUUAUCUGUCCUACGACCUGAUGGCCACGCUGCUUGGCCCGUUCCGCACGUGGGCUCUGCUGGUCGGCCUGCAGAUGUGGUAUAGCGCCGCCACCCUGCCCAAGGCAUCUCUCAGGCGUGCCGCUGCCAUCUGGCUCACGGAGCCUGUGGAGCGAACAGCUACUGACUGAUGGAUGGCACUGAAAGCAUAUCAACUCCAAGCCGUGUCUGCGUGACGCACACAUCGUACUAUUAUUAUCCUGUGAUUUGUGGCCAGACGGCUGAGGAGAACUUACCGGCAGAUGAGUAAUCACCGCCGAUUGUGGACCGAUGACGGAUAGUGUCGCACGCCGCAGGGUCUGACAGCUGUCAGCUGCCGGUUGUGGGUAGAAAUGUUUUGGGCGGUUGGACACCAUUUCUUCGGUGGACUCAUUGUGCUGUGUGGCUUAGGUCCAUUUCAUUGCGGUGACCACGGGUCUGAGGAUAAAAUCGUAUGACAUAAUUUAUUGGUUAUGUAUUUAGAGCACUUGUAUGCGUGCU